Molecule: messenger RNA, 1526 nt
Organism: Bursaphelenchus okinawaensis
Lineage: Eukaryota; Metazoa; Nematoda; Chromadorea; Rhabditida; Aphelenchoididae
Source: the annotation of a GenBank genome assembly
AUGGAAGGGAAGGUGGAUUUGAAUGAUUCAAAUGCCCUGUGGUACUCAAAAGACAGCGCUGUAUUGCGCGACGAGCUCGGUAUUGAUGAAACCGAGACAGAUAUGGAUCUUAGCUCUGAAACCGCAGCUAGCCCACUUGGUACACCAUUAACCAAUCAAAAUGUUUCACCUCAACGUAAUCCUAUUGGAGGGCGACCAGCCUCUACAGUCGAUGAACCUUCAAAGCCUUCGAUUCCAGCGAAGAGAACACGGAUCACUCCACCUUCUCCAGAUCUCACAUACGAUUUGAAACGGAAUGUACUUGUGUCUAACACCAAUAUCAAUUGGAGAGUGCCUGACAUGAAGUUCAAUUUAAUGUAUGGUCGUGAUCCUGUACGUUUAGAUAACGUUAAGGUUAACACCUUGUUAACACCAAGUCGCGUAAAACUGCCGAUUAUGGUGCCAUCGCCGAAGCAACCGCCAUUGAAACGCAAAAAAUUUGAAGAUUAUGAAAAUAACGUCGACUCCCCAAAGCUGAUUGUUCCACCUGUACCAAAAAGACCAGUCGAAUCAGCAAUGAAUUACAUUAUGCCAGGUCUUCCUCUGCCAAACCCUUUUAUGUAUCCACCGCCGCCUGUUUUGUAUGAAGGAGCUCCAAGUGUACCACCUUCGCUUAUUUCUUGUCCUUGGGCUCCUUUUCCAUUAGCAAAUGUUAUGUUAGAUAGAAAUGCCAACAUCGAAGUAAGUUUCUUGGCGAUUAUCACAAUUAUCAUUGAGAGUUUUUAAAGUUAUAUUAUUUUAGCUAUUAAUUGAUGUGAAGUUUAAUUAUCCUUGUUACAGAAUCCGAAUCUUGUGCCAUCCACCUUGGUCUGUCAGUUGGACGAAGGAUUACCUCUUCGCUUUGAAUGCGGGAUUUUUGAGAAUCUGCUGUUGUACACUGUCGGUGGGGGAACUCUGAAGGCAAAAGAUGUUGUCAAGGACAAGCUUGUUGGAGUGUUGUUUGCUGCUGAGUUUUCAGAGCCGUCGAAAGAGUUGUUCUUUAAGUUAAAGGUAUGUUUAGGCAGUAUAAUAUAGUAAAUUUGAUGUUCUAGUGGUUUUACGAGACUAUCAAAGCGAUGGGAAAGAAUUUCGAAGUAAUUUGGGUACCUGGGGACAUGAUGUCUACUAAUAAUGAUGAACGUAGCCUACGCAGGAAUGCUAAAUGGCCAUACUUGCAUAGCAAAGAUGUCCGAGUCAGGUAUUGAAUUAAGUUUGCUUUACUUUUGCUAUCUUUCUAUUGCUGAUGAAUAAUUUUGUGAUAUACGGUUCAAUGUUAUAUAAUUAUAGGGUAAUGUAAUUAAUGCUGAUCAUCAACUAUAUAUUACAUUUUCAGUCACUUCAUGAAGUAUUUCCGCGUAACUGCCAUUCCAUCGCUUUAUCUUUGCUCUCCGACCGGUAAAUUGCUUUCUUCGAAUGGCUACAAUGAUGUUCACUUUUGUUCUCAUCGUCCUGAUACUCUGUGGGAGGUAUGGAAGUCUCAGUGUCGUAAAGAAGUCCGUAUGUUGUAG